AUGCAUGGAGGUACGCAAUUGACGCUAGCUGCCGUGCACAAGAAAUGCUGGAUAUUUGGAGGAAGAGUCCCCAUCAAAUCUCACAUUCAACGCUGCGUUGUCUGUGUGUCUACAUCUCGAGUCUUACCAUACGCCUUUGAAAGUACUGGCGUAGACUACGCUAGGCCUGUUCAGCUUAAAUACUUUCAAGGGCGAGGUACACGCUGCUACAAUGGCUGGAUUGCAGUCUUUGUAUGCUUCAUAACUUCUGCAAUUCACUUGGAAGCAGUAAGUGACUACACUGCAGAAGGCUUCCUCAAGGCGUUCAGGAGAGUUACAAUUCGUCGUGGCAUCUGCAAAACCCUUUAUAGUGACUGUGGUACUAACUUUAAAGGGGCAGUUGUCAUUUUAAAACAGCUUAUCACCGGUACUCUCAACGAAUCGUCUUAUCUUCAACAAAUUCUCACCUCAGACGAAACUCAGUGGAUUUUUAAUCCACCUGGUGCCCCGCACAUGGAUGGCAAGUGGGAAGCCGCUGUUAAAUCUGUCAAACAUCAUCUCCAACUUACCAUCGCUGAUUUACUUCUGACCUACGAAUACUUCUCGACAUUCCUCACUCAAGUUGAGGCACUAUUAAACUCAAGGCCACUCAGUGGACUUACUGAUGACCCACGCGACAUCUCAGCUCUCACCCCUGGACAUUUUAUCCAGGGUGCGCCACUCAACACAGUUUCUGAACCCAAUCUCACCAAUGUACCAAUAUCUCGUCUCUCACACUAUCAAAGAAUUCAAGAAAGACUUCAGUAUUUCCGGCAACGCUGGUCUGCUGAAUGUCCGCAAUCUCACUAA
Microplitis demolitor is the source of this 828-nucleotide messenger RNA. RefSeq lists its product as uncharacterized. Gene Ontology annotation, molecular function: nucleic acid binding. The transcript has a single exon. Gene Ontology annotation, biological process: DNA integration. The record is from RefSeq and is a predicted model, not a curated record. The coding region runs from base 1 to 828 and encodes 275 amino acids. Lineage: Eukaryota; Metazoa; Arthropoda; Insecta; Hymenoptera; Braconidae.